Scomber scombrus (Atlantic mackerel) is the source of this 4154-nucleotide messenger RNA. RefSeq names its product MARVEL domain containing 2a (gene marveld2a). Gene Ontology annotation, cellular component: apical plasma membrane; cytoplasmic vesicle; bicellular tight junction. Gene Ontology annotation, biological process: bicellular tight junction assembly. The record is from RefSeq and is a predicted model, not a curated record. The coding region runs from base 485 to 3739 and encodes 1084 amino acids. The transcript has 18 exons. NCBI's taxonomy places the organism in Eukaryota, Metazoa, Chordata, Actinopteri, Scombriformes, Scombridae.
GACACACACACACACACACAGGUGAACGUCUCCACUGUGUGACGUCACCGGGAUGGGCAGGUCACGUGGGGCGGUGCUGCGGUGUAACGUUACUGAAAUGGGAGAAAGGAGACGCGGGGAAGAAAAGGGAAGCAAACACGCAGCAGGAGCAAAGACCUUUACAUGGCUGCUGUCAAUGCCCUGCGACUGCGACAAGCACUGACGUUCCUGCGUAUGAAGACCUCUACCUGCGCGCCCUCUGACUGCGCCACAGUCCGACGUGCAUGGAUGUGCGAGGGCCCUUCGACACUGCUUGCAGUUUUAAUCAUUAUUAUUAUUAUUAUUAUUAUUAUCAUCAUUAAUAUUAAUAUCUGUGUGUUUUUCUUCUUUCCGCAGGUGAUUCCUCGGCUCUCUGUGUGUUUAAACAAGGUUUGCAUUCUGACCUGCAAGCCAAUGUAAGUCGUGUUGAGUGACUGCGUGUGAAAGAGGGACCAACACCAUCCUCAUGUCCAAUGGAGGAGGCUUUUACGGACACACUGAGCGUGUCCGCCAGGCGCCGUCGCCGCACUACGACCAGGUUCCCCCCGGCUCUUUACGCCGAGCAGACUCCUACGACUUCGAGCCGCUGAGCGAGCAGACGACGGCCGCUCGUCUCGCCCAGAGUGCCGACCCCCUCCCUCCGCCUCCUCUGCCCGACCAGCCGCCCGUCGGACCCGAGUUCGACCCCAGCGGCAGCGAGGGGAACUACAACGACGACGACCCUGCCAUCGACAUCAAACCGGUCCAUCGCUUCAUCCCCGACUCCUGGAAGGACUUUUUUCGGGGGAGCAACCGCAGCAACAAGUGGUCCAUGCCUGGUUCUUCCUAUAAUAACAACAACAGCACCUCUGAGGGGGUCCGCUGCUCUCCUCCUCAGUCUCCGUCCGUCCCUGGAUCGUACAGGGAUCCCUAUGGCGGCUCAGGCAGCAGCUACAACUCCCGCAAGGAGCUUCUGGAAGUCCGGGACGCCCACGAGUCCCUGUCGGGCCGCACCCACCACACCGGUCUGACCUACAGCGAGCGAGUGGAGGAGUACCAGCUGCGCUACGCCUACAUGAAGUCCUGGCCGGGUCUGCUGAGGAUUCUGGGCUGCGUGGAGCUGCUGCUGGGCGCCGCCGUGUUCGCCUGCGUCUGCGCCUACAUCCACAAGGACAACGAGUGGUUCAACAUGUUUGGAUACUCGUCUCCGGGUGGAGCGUACGGAGGAGGAGCGUACGGAGGAGGGUUGUACGGCGGAGGGACGGGCGGCAGCUACUACAGCGGACCCAAGACCCCGUUUGUGCUGGUGGUGGCGGGUCUGGCCUGGCUGGUGACUGUGAUUCUGUUAGUGUUGGGGAUGACUAUGUACUAUCGCACCAUCCUGCUGGACUCCACCUGGUGGCCGCUGACAGAGUUUGUGUUGAACUUGUCGCUGGCGGUGCUCUACAUGGCGGCAGCCAUCGUCUAUGUGCGUGACACGACUCGCGGAGGCCUCUGCUCCUAUCCCAUCUUCAACAACGGCAUCAACGGAGCGUUCUGCCGCACCGAGGCGGGCCAGACCGCCGCCAUCAUCUUCCUCUUCGUCACCAUGGUCGUCUAUCUGAUCGGAGCCAUCGUUUGCCUCAAGCUGUGGAGGCAUGAAGCGGCACGCAGAUAUCGGGAGAAGUACGGCCAGGAGAUGCAGCCGUCCGAGAUGCAAGCUCUGCACUCGUUGACUGCACCCAAAGCUCCAGAGCAGGUCGACGGCUCCUCAGUCAUUCCCAUCCAGGCGGCACCAAGAGCAACAAAAGCAGGACCUCCAAAGGUUUUACAGGGAGGGAUCCCCUCAGGACACAUCCCCAAACCGGUUAUUGUGCCUGACUAUAUUGCUAAAUACCCGACGAUCCGGACGGAUGAGGAGCGGGAUCAGUACCGAGCCGUGUUCAACGACCAGUACGCAGAGUACAAAGAGCUCCACUCCGAGGUUCAGGCUACCUCCAAGAAGUUUGACGAGAUGGACGCCAUGAUGCGCGGCCUGCCGCAGCACCCGACCACGCAGAUGGAGGCUGAUCGCAUUGGCAAAAUCCUUCAGGAUUACCAGAGAAAGAAAAAUGAUCCAACAUUCCUGGAGAAAAAGGAGCGCUGUGAAUACCUGAAGAGCAAACUGUCUCACAUCAAACAGAAGAUCCAAGAAUACGAUAAAGUCAUGGAGUGGAACGAUGCAGCAGCAGUUUCAGUCGAAAGAUUUGUCUUUACAGAGCAGCACCCGAAGGAUUCAACAGCGAUGUCCUCGAGGCCCAACGGGAGUCCACCUCCCUACGAGUCUGAUGGAUAUAACGUCCCUCCGCCCCAGCCGGCCUACUCAUACUACCCAGAUGAUGAAUUCCAGCAUUUCUACCGCUGGACUUCUCCGCCGGGAAUCCUUAAAAUCAUGUCCGUCAUCACCUUGGUGCUGUGCUUGGCCAUAUUCGCCUGCGUCGCCUCCACUUUGGCGUGGGACUCUCAGGGAGCGUUGGGCGGCUUCGGCGGAGGCUACGGCGGCGGCGGCGGCUAUGGCGGCGGCUACGGCAGUUUCGGAGGCGGUGGAUACGGAGCUGGCAACAACUACGGUUACGGCGGGAUCGGUGGGAACUACAACGACCCGAGAGCGGGGAAAGGCUUCAUCAUCGCCAUGGCUACCAUCACCUUUAUCUUCGCCCUGGCCGUCUUCAUCAUCAUCGUGUCUCACCAGAGCCUGACGGAGAGCAGGAGGUUCUACCUGACGGUGUUGAUAGUGUCGGCCAUCUUGGCUCUGCUGAUGCUCAUAGCGUCCAUCGUCUACCUGGUGGCGGUGAACCCGAUGGCGCAGUCGUCCGGCUCGGCCUACGGCAGCCAGAUCGCCGGCCUUUGCGCCCAAUACCAACAACCGCAACCCUCAGGAAUGUUUGUCAAUCAGUACCUCUACCACUACUGCGUCGUGGAGCCUCAAGAGGCCAUCGCCAUUGUGUGCGGCUUCCUGGUCACGGCGGCGCUCAUCAUCAUGCUCGUCUUCGCUCUGAAGACUCGCCGGAAGAUCCAGAACUACGGCAAGAGCAACAUUUUGUGGAAGAAGGUGAAGAUCAUCGACGACUUGGAGCCUCCUCAGGAUGUAGAGGCGUGGGUGAACAAUGUGUCCGUCCCGGCUGAGGAAGUCCCGAUGGCAGCGUACCCUGAGAAGCUGAGAGGGUCCAGGAGUCAUCUGGACGACGAAAGCAACUACGACAAACCUCCGUACAGCUACACACCGCAGCCUGCAUCAGAAGAGGAAAGGCCUCUGCACAACGGAGCUCCGUACAGCAGUAACUCAGAAGCACCGAGCUCCACCGGAAAACCCAGAAAGAGACGCGCAGGUCGACCACGCCGCGCCGAUGGAGAAGGUUUCGACACGGACUACAACUCCUCUGGAGACGAGCUGGAUGACGACGACUUCUUCAGUGAAUUUCCUCCGAUCACCAACGAGCAGGACCGCAACAGCUACAAGCGCGAGUUCGACCGCGACCACCUGGAGUACAAAGACAUGCAGGCGGAGCUGGACGCCAUUAACAGGAACCUGGCGGAGGUGGACAGAGAGCUGGAUGAGCUGCAAGAGGGAAGUCCGCAGUACCUGGAUGCUAUGGACGAGUACAGCAGGAUAAAGGCCAUGAAACGGUCUGCAGACUACCAGAUGAAGAAGCGUCGGUGUAAAUAUCUGAAGGGAAAACUGAACCACAUCAAGAAGAUGGUCAGCGACUACGACAGAGCCUGAGCGACGCUGCGGGGAGGAUUUAAACACCUGUCCCAAACAAGACAGAAAGGACUAUAAUUAGAUCAGAGUUUUUUGGGUGCUGUUAGAGGAGAAAGUGUCCACAGUCCGCCUGAGCUGAUAGCUGACAGCUGGAGAAACUAUGCAGAGGGUUUUAUUUGUAUAUAUGAGACACAGAAAACAAAUAUUCUGCUUUUAUUCCACUGUCUGUACUGUGAGUGUCACCUGCCGUAGAUACUGAUAUGUAUUUAUUUUGCAUAAUGUGAUCAGAGCUGAAGUAAACAAAUUAAAACAAAAUCCCAGUUCAUUUUAAAUGGUGUUAAACGUUUAUAAUGACUCAUCUUUUUAAUCCUCAUUUUUAAUUCAUUCUUUUUUUCUUUUUUUAACAACAAUGUAAACAUGUAAAUAUGUGGGAAAC